Molecule: messenger RNA, 3818 nt
Organism: Passer domesticus (house sparrow)
Lineage: Eukaryota; Metazoa; Chordata; Aves; Passeriformes; Passeridae
Gene: E4F1
Product: E4F transcription factor 1
Exons: 14
Coding region: 293-2644 (783 amino acids)
Biological process (GO): regulation of transcription by RNA polymerase II
Cellular component (GO): nucleus
Molecular function (GO): DNA-binding transcription factor activity, RNA polymerase II-specific
Source: RefSeq, a predicted model, not a curated record
CGCCCGGCCCGAGGGCCCGCCCCCCGCGCGCUGCCAUUGGCCAGGGCGCGCCGGGGCUCGGUCGGUACCGCGUUGGGCAACGCCGCGGUAGCUCCUCGGGAACUGCCCGGGCUCCGCUCCGCCGGGGCCCGGCGGUCACCGGGGCGAGCGGAGGGACCGCGCCCCGACAGCGCUGGACAGCGCCCGGAACCGCCGCGCGGCCGGCGCGUUCCCCGCCGAGCCCCGUCCCGUUGUUAUGACGACACGGCCGUAAAGCCGCCAUCUUGCGGCGCGUUGCGACACGGGGGCCGCGAUGGCAACGGGCGCGGGGCCGGCGGCGCUUACGGCAGCAGCGGCCGGGCCGGGCCGGGGCGCGGCCGCCGCGGCCCCCGGGCCCCCCGCGCCCCUCGCGGCCCCCGCCGCCCUCAUCGGCCUCCCGCCGCCCUUCGGCGAGCAAGACGAGGAUGACGUGCACCGCUGCGGGCGCUGCCAGUCCGAGUUCAGCUCGCUGCAGGAGUUCGUGCAGCACAAGCUGCAGAAGCGCUGCCAGCGCCCUCCCGACGCGCUGGCCGGCCUGCUCGGGCAGGACGGACAAAAGGUGGUUCCUGCUGUCGAGGAGUCCAUCACUGUUGCUCACAUUGUCGUUGAAGCCUCUUCCAUAGCAGAGGAGAUCAGCGACGCCUCGGCCAUCGUAGGCAGUGGGCACAUCAAAGAGGUCAUUGUAGCAGGAGAGCACGUGUUUGAGAACCCGAAUGGCCACGUGGAUGGGGAGGUCAGUGAGGAGCAGGGCAGCCCCGAGGAGCAGGAGCAGGACACGUCCAGCGAGCUGAUCAAGGUCAAGCUGCAGGUCAACAAGGAGGGGCGAUACGUGUGUGAGCUGUGCCAGAAGACAUUUAAAACUGCCAGCAUCCUCAAAGCUCACAUGAUCACUCACAGCAGCAGGAAGGACUAUGAGUGCAAACUCUGUGGGACCUCCUUUAGGACAAAGGGGUCUCUGAUCCGACACCAUCGGCGGCACACGGAUGAAAGACCUUACAAAUGCAAGAAAUGUGGGAAAAGCUUCCGGGAAUCAGGAGCUUUGACUCGGCACCUUAAAUCUCUGACGCCUUGCACUGAAAAAAUCCGCUUCAACGUGACCAAAGAAAUAGUUGUCAACAAAGAUGAUCUGCCAUCAGGGCCCUGCAGCUCCAGCACAGACACGGUGUCCUCCAUAGCGAGCGAAUCCAUCGAGGCCUCCCCUGUCAUCCACCUCGUGACAGAUGCAAAAGGCAACGUGCUCCAUGAGGUCCACGUGCAGAUGCAGGAGCUUCCCGUGGUGGAUGCAAAACCCCUGGAGCCAGAUCCGCAUCCCGAGGAGCUGCCCUGCGAGGGGGAGGUGAACAGUGAGAACCUGCUGAGGCAGGCCAUGAGGAAUUCGGGCAUUGUCAUCGAGAGAGUGGCCGUGGAGGAGGUGCAGAAGCCAGAGGAACCUGUGGCAGCUGCUCCAGAAGAGCUGGAAAACAAAGGGGUGGAAGUAGAAGAGGAGCCGUGUGGGGAGCAGUGUGCUAAACUGGAAGGAGCAGAGUCUCAGACACCUGCAGAAAGAACCAACGGGUACAAACGUUACAUUUGCUCUCACUGUAAUGAAGCCUUCAGUGAAGCUGCUGCCCUGGAAACUCACAGCAAGAGUCACACAGAGUACAAACCUUUCAAGUGUGAGGAGUGUGGCAAGGAGUUCACCAAGGGCUACCUGCUGAAGAAGCACCAGGAGGUGCACGUGAACGAGCGGCGGUUCCGCUGCGGGGAGUGUGGCAAGCUCUACAAGACCAUAGCCCACGUCAAGGGGCACCGGCGCGUGCACUCGGACGAGCGGCCCUACGCCUGCCCCAAGUGCGGCAAGCGCUACAAGACAAAGAACGCCCAGCAGGUGCAUUUCCGGACCCACCUGGAGGACAAGCCCUACGUGUGCCAGUUCUGCAGCCGGGGCUUCCGGGAGAAGGGCUCCCUGGUGCGCCACAUCCGCCACCACACCGGCGAGAAGCCCUUCAAGUGCUACAAGUGCGGCCGCGGCUUCGCCGAGCACGGCACCCUCAACAGGCACCUCAAAACCAAAGGCGGCUGCCUCCUGGCUAUGAAGGAGGUGGAAGAAGUGAUAGUGUCAGAGGAGAGCCAGUCUGCUGACAACCUGGCAGCCACGGUCCUUUCGGAGGAUCCGCACACGGUGCUGGUGGAGUUCUCCUCGGUGGUGGCAGACACCCAGGAGUACAUCAUCGAGACUUCUACCGAAGACAUGGAGACCAGUGAAGCUACUGAAAUAAUAGAGGGAACAAGACACGAGGUGGACAGCCACAUCAUGAAGGUGGUGCAGCAGAUCGUGAACCAGGCCAACUCGGGCCACCAGAUCAUCGUGCAGAACGUCACCGUGGCCGAGGGCGCCGCGGCCGCCGACGCCGCCGACACCAUCACCAUCGCCACGCCCGAGAGCCUGACCGAGCAGGUGGCCAUGACGCUGGCCUCGGCCAUCGGCGACGGCGCCGUGCUGGCCGCCGAGGGCGGGCUGGCCGCGCAGGAGGCCACCGUCACCAUGGUGGCCUCCGAGGACAUCGAGAUCAUGGAGCACGCGGGCGAGUUCGUGAUCGCCGCCGCGCAGGAGGGAGAGGUGGAGGUGCAGACCGUGAUCGUGUGAGGGGCUCGGGCUGCUCGGGGAGCGCGCGAGUGGUCAGGGGGCAGGGCAGGUGUGAAACGGGGCAGGUCUAAAAUGGGACAGGACAGGUCUAAAAUGGGAUAGAACAGGUCUGAAACGGGACAGGGCAGGUCUGAAAUGGGACAGGGCAGGUCUGAAACGGGGCAGGACAGGUCUGAAAUGGGAUAGAACAGGUCUGAAACGGGGCAGGGCAGGUGUGAAACUGGAUAGAACAGGUCUAAAAUGGGAUAUAACAGGGCAGGUCUGAAAUGGGGCAGGUCUGAAACGGGACAGGACAGGUGUAAAAUGGGAUAUAACAGGUCUGAAAUGGGAUAUAACAGGCCUAAAACAGGACAGGACAGGUCUAAAAUGGGAUAGGACAGGCCCAAAGGGGACAGGGCAGGUCUAAAAUGGGAUAUAACAGGUCUGAAACGGGACAGGACAGCUCUAAAACUUGAUAGAAAAGGUCUAAAAUGGGAUAGAACGGGUCUGAAACAGGACAGGACAGGUCUAAAACUGGAUAGAACAGGUCUAAAAUGGGAGAGGACAGGUCUAAAAUGGGAAAGGACAGGGCAGGCCUGAGGUGUUCUCAGUCUAAAUCCAACACCGGGAGUUAAACCCUUGGCCUGGUCGCCCCGAGGAGACUGACAGGUCCCAAGUGGCACUCAGUAUUCUGUACAGCAGCCUGGAAUUAAGGAGGAUCCUUUGGGAGUCAGCCCCCUGUGCCCAGCACUGGGACAGCAGUGGUCUGGUUUUUAAAAGGAUCAGAAAGUGUAGCAAGUGUGUGGGGGUCUCACGAGGGAUUACUGAAAUAUAUGCAUUUAAAACAAGUUGAGAAAACCAAACCUAAGGAGUGGUGGUGUGUGCUGAGCACCACUGAAACACUCUCAUGCCUUUAACCUCACUCCUUCAGGCCUCCCAAGGCACGGUACUGCAGUAUUUCUCUUUUCUUUGGUAUCCUGGACAAGUAGCCUUAUGUACUGGUCUAUGAAUGCAUCAUUGUACCCUGCAAUGCCAGCCAGGCUGCUCUGAGAGCCAGCCUGGGGGCUGGAAAGCCAUAUUGUAUAGCAAUUUGGUUUUUUUUAACCAUAUAUGGAUUUUUAAUUGCAUAUUGUACAGAUUUGGCAUGUAAAUAAAUACAUUUUUAAAAAUAAAAUUAUUUAAAGUUCUUACUACA